This is a messenger RNA of Ylistrum balloti, 2079 nucleotides long. RefSeq lists its product as uncharacterized. The transcript has 4 exons. The record is from RefSeq and is a predicted model, not a curated record. NCBI's taxonomy places the organism in Eukaryota, Metazoa, Mollusca, Bivalvia, Pectinida, Pectinidae. Bases 1 to 2079 code for a protein of 692 amino acids. Gene Ontology annotation, molecular function: protein binding. Gene Ontology annotation, biological process: signal transduction.
AUGGAUGCCGUGACGUUUCAGUCGGCUUAUAAACAGCUCGUCAGUCCUGUUAAGGAGGAAAGCGACUCGGAGGACACUGAUGACUCGGAGGAUCCAGGGGAGAACAAAUAUACGACGACUCGGAAAAUGAGUGGACAAAGCGAACUUAUAGAAACAUUGGUGCUCAAUCAUCACGUGAUCACGACAGCGGACGAACCUAAAGAUGACCUUCGACGCCCACUUUUGGAUCUGCGCAUGCCCACAUUGGUUACCAAGGCAGCCUUUGCGUUGCCUGCCUUGGAAGACAUGCCGCCAAUCCACAAGAAGUUACGAGGGCUAAAGCGUCUUGAAGUAAGUCCCCCACGAAGUCUUCGCGACUUGAGGAACAUUAUCACCACUGAACUGGGGAGCAUCGGAAAGAAGUUGUCUCGACUUGAGCGCUCUUACUACGGAGUUGGUAAAAGCGUACAGCAUGAAGUUGACAAAUACGUGAUGCCUAUAAAAGGAGUAAUGCGCAUGCUCACAAUUUUUGACAUGUCUUCCGUAACAGCAAUUGAAAAUGCGAUAAAAUCCGGAAGUGACCCAAAGCGGUACAAGGGUGACCCAAACAACAUAACCUUACUAAAAGAAGCAUAUGCCAAAGUGCUGACGUAUGUUCCUGACAAAUUCAACGAAAUCAUUGACUGUUGUAACGGAAUUCUUACUGUGCUGGAGAAAUAUUUUGUCAGUUUCUACGAUACGGACUCCGACGUUUAUCUCGAGACGGCCUCGCAUUACGAGGAACAGCUACGUACAUGGCAGAAGAGUAUCCGCAGUAGCUUAGAAAGAGUUCACAAACUUCAGAGAGACUUUAAGUCUAGCAUGAUUCACUUCACCGGAUUCACUCCCCCUGUUGCGACAUUUUGUAAAAAGAACGAAUGUGAACAUGUCCCAUUUAUUUUAAUUUUCGCGGACGCGUGUACAAAUAUACGGGCGGUAAUGACCGUGCUGAAAACAUGGCUUCAAGCAGACGAGAAUUAUCCCGUAUUCCUACGCAAUGAUAUCGAUGAUAUGGAGAAACACAAAGAGGAAAAGGUUAAACUAAUGCGUGAAAGUAAACAAAGGUUUCACGCUGUGACUUACAAACUUAACCAAACAGAGUUGGAAUGGGAUAAGGCGGCAACAGAAGUUGAAAACAUGAAAGAAAAGGAAGAGGCGCUCCGAAUAGAGGCCGAUUAUCUUAUAAACCUCAACGCAGAGUUACAAUCGGAAGUAGAAUUUAAAGUAUUUCGAAGAGAUGAGCUGAAAAAGAACAUUGCAGAUGUUUCACCUGAAAACUACAAUGAGACGUUUGAUAUGUUGACUGAUGAAAUUAGAUUUGUUAGAGACAAACUGCCGUUGGUGAAACGCCAACUAACCGCCGCUCAGUUUAAGCUAGAGUGGAUGGCAGAGAAAAAAACAUGUUUAGCAAAAAUAGAAAAAGAAUUGCAACAGUUAAGGCGGGAUGCAAAUGACGUAGAUGAAGGGAGGCAGCAGCGUGAGGAUGAUGUGGAGAGGCUAGUUAAGGCGCUUGAAUUGGCCAGACGUAUACACCGUUACAAAACCAGCACGGACGUGGCCGAGAAGAUCUAUUUCUGUUUGCCGAUUGGCCACCGACACCGAGCCCAAUCGCUUCAGUCGCUCACGCCGAGUGAAGAUAUUUUGACGAAGGUCUGCGUGAUGGUGUCCCGCUACAUUGACCUAGAGUGGAUGGACCUGUAUCGCGAACUUCCCUUCUUCCCUAAACGUGGUAAACAGACCAUCGAGAAGGACAUCAGCGCCAUAAGCGUAGAGAGUGCCCGCGGACCCCGAGAGAAUCGCACGCUUAUUGCGCUGAAUCGAUGGAGGCGACACCACACCCGAGCAAAGACCGAAGACAUAAUGGAAACACUGAAGAGAAUAAAACGCUUGGACAUUUUUACGGAAGUUGACAAGAUAGUGAACCCUCCGAAAAUCGUGGAGGAGGUGAAAGAAACUUAUGUACCUCCGUCAGUAGCACCGGAACUGGUGCCUUUUUACAGAGAGGUAGAGCGGUAUGAUAAACUUCGUGCAGCACAUAAAAUAAAAACCGGACGUCAAUGA